AUGGUUUAUACCCAUGUUUUCAUGGAUAGUAUUGGGCGAAAAUAAAGGUUUACUGCUGUUCUCAAUUGCUUCAUCACAGGGUUCCCACGGGUCCUUGAAAUCCUUGAAAGUGUGUGAAUUUGAGGGGGGGAUCAAGGCCUUGAAAGUUUUUGAAAAUAGACAUCAAUAGACAUGGGUAAUUGAAAGUGCUUGAAUUUAUAUAUUUUGUGCAAGAAUAGAAAUUUAAGUUUUGAUGUUUUUAACUUAAAGUAACAUCACUAUAUCAAAGCAGCACAAAUGAGAAGUUUUCACACAUUCAAGCCUGUCUCUCCUUUAAUUGUUGUCUGAGCUUCUGUAAAGCCUGCUAGUUCUCGUUAUAAAAAUUCAGUGUUGUAACAGUAAUUAACCUUGAUCCGUGUCGCAAACUAUGCAGUGUUGGGUCCUUGAAUUUGAACAAAUUGGGCCUGGAAAAUUCUUGAAAAGUCCUUGAAUUUAAUGUUUAAGAAGGUGUGGGAACCAUGCAUCAGUUCUACCUAUAUUUUACUAAACUUAUACUUUGCCACUUAUUUAAGGACUGGUGUAUGCUUAAUAGAUUUUUAAAUAAACCUAAGAUGUGAGUAGUAGUUUAUUGUGAACAUGAUUCUACAAAUGUCACGUUAAGCAAUACAUGGAUACAAACACACUGAAAAUUGGAAAUCAUGCACCUACAUGUACAUUGUGUCCCUGCUGCAAAAAAAUGCUGCCCCUGCUGAUGUUUAUUGAAAAUCCCACUAGGUGUUGCUGCAGCAGCCACCACAAUGUCAGUUUUACCUCUGACACAGACACGCUGCCUCCCCAUAACACUAUCAGAUACACCACCAGUGUUGAGAGGAGCUCUAAAUUUCCGCCGCUGUGUAUUAACCAUCUGCAGCAGGUUUCUUUGAAGUUUCGCUGCAAGUUUAUUUUCAUAUCCAAUGUAAUUUAUAUUCUAAUUCAUCAUGUAUAAACUUAAUUCUUACUUUAAAAAAAUACUUAAAAAAACAAUUCGGGUUGUAUUCACAUGAGCUAAUUGUCUAUUUAUUUUUUUAAAGCCUAAAGUAACAACUAUUGUAAAUAAGCCAGAGGUGGAAGAAGCACUCAGAAGCAGCAAUACCCCCAUGUACAAUUUUAACCAAAAUUAAAAGUAAUCUUUAUGCAGAAAACCCCAUUUCAGAAUAAUGUAUAUCAUAGGAUUAUAAUAAAAUAAAGCUUUACAUACAACAAAAGAAAGAAUGUUAAAAUAAAGUACACAAUACAGUAUAUCUGUCAAAUCAAACACAAACUGUAAUACAAAGAAACUGAGUAAAAUACAACGAAAUACAAUGCAACUGAAAUUAAAUAAUACAAAAUAAAGUGGAAAAAAUAUAGUAAAAGAAAAGACAGCACAAAGAAAGAACUAUUAUCAUAUACAAGAGAGUACAACAAACUUAAGUCGAGACAACAAAUUGCAUUGAAAUAUAAUCCAAGACAAUACCAUAGAAUUAAAAUUAUAUUAAAACACAUCAAACUGAAAUGAAACGAGAAUAUGAAAUACAAUAAAGAUAUAAAAAAGUGAAUACAAUACAACUAAAUACAAUACUAACGUCUCAUACUGUGUCUACACUGGCUGUACAGUGAAAGCAGCACAUCAACAGCACAAAAGAAACAGUUUGAGUCCUCCAUUAGUGUCUAUUGUCACAGCACAAGUAGUACUGGUAAAAUGAUUUGUUGUUAGGUCAAGUGGAUAUAAUUCCCACUCAGCCUGAUGUCUGUACCAACUACAAACAGGCCACACCUUAUACUGAAUGCCUUCCAAUAACAAUAAAGAAUACAGGGCCCACCUCGCUUGUGUCGACAACCAUGCACUGAGCUUGCGUUGGUUUCACUUAAUUUAGAUUAACAAAUAGACGCAAACAGAAACAAAACAACAAAAUACUUCAGGGAUGAGGGUUAUCAUUAAUUGUCCAUCAUAGUUCCUUGGUAUCAGCAGCACACCACUCUGAUUCCAUUAUAUCUCUACUCUUUCCUGGCCUCUGCCCUCUGACCAGCUCACAUUAGAUAAGACCCACCAUCCUGACAUUGGCAAACCUGCAUUUUGGUAGCGCUCAGAGCCUUAACAGAAACUUCAGGUUGCUGUUGUACACAUAAAGUGCAGGUGAAACACAUCAUUACAUGGCCUGUGUCAUCACAGAGAGGAGCCAGGCCACAUUGCACACCAUUGCCAGCUCCAUUCUAUAACAUAUAGCACCCCAGUCAACAAUAAACUAGAGUGUUGUCAUAAAGACAAAAUCAGAAAUUUGUCAUUGAAAAACACAUCAGAAUGCAAAAAAUAUCAAAAUAAAAUGAAAUAAUUUUAUGCCUGUGUUUUAUUUUUCAGUGAAACUUGUUUCAGUGCCAAUACAACUUUUUCCAAUACAAAUGUUUCAAUGCCAAAGUUUCCUUUUCCGGUUCUGGUUUUGUUUUCAAUGCCAAAUUUUAUUUUUGAUGCCAAUUUAAAGUCACUAUCCUGGCUCCAUAGAAACAGGCCACAACCUAUACUGUAUGCCAUAGCUACCAAUAACAAGCAAUACCAGUCCUACCUGAAACCCCUGUGAGCUCGCCUUGCUUUCUGCGGUCUGUACUCUAGUACAAUUUUGAGGUACUUGUUUUUUACUUGAGAACUUCCAGUUCAUAAAAUAUUCUGCAUUAUUAUAGAUUACGCAACCCAACAAUGAGCUAUAGCCUAUAAAAUAAAUAAGCUCUCCCUCUCCUACAUUACUGAAAUGCAGCUUACACAUUAAGGCAUCAGUGAUAAUAAAACUAUAAGUGUUACUUUUAAUACUUUAAUUACAUCUAGCUGAUCAGACUUGCGUGUGACAUAAUAUGUUGACAUUGUAUUAUUAGCCUACUCUCUCACUUACCUGAAGGAUCUGUGAAUUUGUCCCACAGUUGAUACAAAUAUUCUUUAAUAUUCUUUCCACUCUGUAAAACAGUCUUAGGGAUACUUACCAGGGCAACAUGGAUUUCAAAUGUUUUCAGACUCACACCCUCCAUGAUGAGCACUUGGUCAGUGGGUGUCCCCGGUUCAGAGUUCUCGUCGAGUGAAACUUGCAAACUGUGUUUUCUCAACUGCUUGAGAUGACAUGAAGGUUUGCGAACGCUCCAGUGAAAACGAUGUCUUAAUGACGCAACACAUAACUUCAGAAUUCUUCCGUUCCAUAUGUACAUUUCUCUUUCUCUCUCUGUCCCUUUAUCUAUCCAUUUAUGUAUCUAUGUACUUAUAAGCUAAAAAAGUGACCGCUCCCAUGAUCCAAUAAUAAAGUCAUUAGCUACCACUCAGUGCUGUUACCAGGACCAUUCAAGAAAAGCAAAUCAUUUGAAUGUUAAACAUUAUAUCAACUAAUCAAAAGCCUUCUAAGGGAGCAGGGAAUAAGCAGUUAACAAAGUUGUUGUCUUGCCUAUCUGAUUAGUCUCCCAACAUCUUUCAGUACCAGUCUUUGCUGAUAUAUCUGAAUAAAACAGAUAAGUCAUAUUAUGAACACUGGGAAAAUACAUUUUAGGGCUAAAAAAAAGCUGAAGGCAAAAGAUUAUUUGAUCAAAUUGCCACUUAAACAGUCUCUUGACUCCUCAUAUCUAGUGCUGUUGCCCACAAAUAAAAAUGCCAUUUGUAAAUGAAUCAGUUGUUUUGUUUUUCGACCCAGUAGUUUCCAGAGGUAACACUGCUUCACUUCUUGUUGCUAGGUAGCGUUAUUUUUGACUGAUUGCUUGUUGGAAUACAGCAUUGGAAACACAGCUGUUUGAUUUUAUACUGAACUUCUCAUUGCAGAUGCAAAUGUAAUCAUUAUUAACAGUUAGUUUGGGCUAUUUUAAGUAGGUUUAAUUCAUAACACCUCUUGAGGAUAUAUUAUUUAGUUCAUGUCCAUACACUGUGCAAUAACCAGCAGCUCUGGAAAACUAGAUUCUAGCUUCUACAGAGCUGAACACAAGCUUGUGUUAACUGAGAUAUGGUUCCUGUACGAGUUUUACUAACAUCAUAAGGCCACAUGAUGGUGCUGUUCUCCAGAUAAUCGAUGCCAUUGGUGGGACUUUGAGUGGAUAAAUGUUUCCCCAUUGUUCUCUACAUUUCUGAUAUGCUUUAUCCUUUACGCCUCCACAUAGCUCAAAUCAGUCAUACUGCACUGAGAUCAGCGUUAAAUCACUUUAAAAUCCUCUGGUCAUUAAAUUUGGACCGGUACAGAGGAUCAUAUUUACAAACAGGUAAACUUAACUACACCAUAAUUAUUAGUGUUAUGAAGUCUAUAUGCAUUUCAUAUAUGAAUGAUUUUUUUUUUAUAAGCUAUUUUUAAAGCUGUGUUGAUCAACAGAAAGUAGCAAUAUUUCUUCACCAAUGCCAAGGCCCUCCAUGGCUGGAUUCAUGUACAACAGGUACAUGGUGUCAUUUCAAUAUAAAUAAAAGAGAGAGAGAAAAUGUUGUGGAUUGGAUGACACUCUGUUCAUGAAGGAUUCGUUUAACAAAAAAUGCAAUUAGUGCAAUUUAUGCAAUUGCAUGUAAUUAGCUUGUAUUUUGUGGAAUUCUGAAACAUGUCUAGAACAAAGUUGUGCAAUUCGUUGAUGCAUGUAAACCUGCAGAUUAAAUGAAAUGCUGAAUUGAAUUGAAAAGGAUGAUGGAGAAAUCCAUAUCUUACAAGAAAAUAAUAUUCUUUCAUUUGUCAACGCUAAUUUGACUAAUAACAUUCAAAUCUGUUUGUGUGUAAUUAUAGACCCACCUGGAGCGAAGCUACUCCAUCCCAGGUGGCGUCUAGAGAUAUAGCUGCAACUGAAACAACUUCUGUGACAGUGUCGGAUAUAUAAGUGCAGGAACACUACGUUUUUGGGAGGACGUAACGAGCAACGCCCUUUAUUAUAUAAAACUCUCUCUAAAUCCAGCCAGAAGGCCAGGAAGGCAGAGCUAUUAUCUCGGGAGUCCUUCUGUCUGCUGAGGAUUGCCAAAAAAAUAAAUCCUUGUUUUCUCGACCCAUUGCAGGUACAUUAUUUUAGCAGCAGAUGGUACUGUUAUCCCAUUUAGCAGGAUUUUACAUGAACCUGUGUUACAUAUACAGCAAGUCCUGAACAGGCAUCAAUUAAACGUGUGUGAAAUUUCCGCAAAAUGUGUUAUCACAAGCAACAGUAUCCAUAUCAGUCAUCUAUGAAAUCAUCUAUAAAAUUUAGAUUCAAACAUUUGACCUCCCUCCUUACUGUAAAAGCAUCUGCAAGUAGUCCAGUUCGGGGGAAAAGUACUGUACCUUACACUGUAAAGGUGCUAAAGACCAGAACUCUAACCAAAUUAUCUGCGUACAAAAUAAUGAUCAUGGGCAAUUUUAAGAUUACAAGCAUUCAACUGUCCAGUCAUCCAUAUAGAAGUUCAACAAGAAUUCAAAUAAGACUCCAUGCUGCCUAACUCCGUUACUGGUUAGAGAGAAGAUACACCGCUGCUCCAUCCAACCUGCAUAAUCUGAUACCAAUAUAAAUUUUGAGUUGAUAUUUAGAGUCUCCUCCAACAUCUAUUUUAUGGAUUUGGAAAGUUUUAGAGGCAUCUAAGAGGCUUACAAACAGGAUGCUGACCAUCAAGACUGGCUGCAAGUAUCUAUGCCAUGCCACAGAAUAUAAGCAGUUCUAACCUGUCUAUCACAGUUAUCACAGUGCUUAUAUAUCGAAGAAAGGACCCCAACAGCCUGAGCCCCGAGGUCUUAUGAAAGUGUAAUCGUUGUCCCUCUCUAGCCGAGGUUUACAGUACAUUCCUGUCUGUGUUACCUUGUGUGCUGCUUGCUACUACUUUUACAGUGUCAGAGUCAGAAGGAUGUCAGAUGUCUCCCUGCAUGUUUCUGUAAGAUGCUGAGAUUUGUUCAGUGAAAAUAAAAUAUUCCCAUCCGAUGAUGUUGGUCAAAAUGUCUGAAUACAUUUUUGGGGAAGAGAGUGUUUUUUGUUUCUUUUGUUUAGGUUAGUACCAUAUCCAGCACCUCUUCAUGUAGUCAAUAUGUGUGUCAGCAGGGGUUUUAUUUUGAAACCAGACACCGGAAGUUGUAUAAUUUUGUUUUGUUGUAAUUGACGCUUUGGGGGAUUUUCAACGGCUAGCCAUACAGGUGCGCCUGGACAUUUGUGCGUAAUUGCGGGCAGCAAGAAAUGCGUGUUUACUACGUGAAUGCACGAUGUUUGGCGCUACAGGCAGAACUGCGCGUCUACAGCGGAAUGGCUCUGCACCUCACACACUGAAAACCGUGCUGGGGCAUGCAUUCACUUUAACACAGCGGACCAACAAGCUGGUGUAGUCUGUAGCAGAUUCGCUGGACUAAAACGACGUCUUGAUUUUCUGCAAUAACACUGGAUAACUGGAGCUGCGGGAGGUGGGUUCGAAGGAAGAUUUCAGUUUGAAGGAUAAGAGAAAACGUAGGCUACAAAUCACAGAUGUGAAAAGGCAGGUGCGUUUCGAGAUUUGCACCUCGUUUUUGUCUUUUUGCAAUCUGAUUUUCGGCCGGAGCCUGUCAAAUGCAGCCUCUACCUGACAGAUGUGUGGCAGCACAACUGCAGCCUACAGAGAGCAUCUCCUGUCUACCUGCCGCUUAUCUGCCGUGGUCGGCUGUGGAGGACUGAGACUGCUACAGCUGCAGAUCUCAUCAUCAUCAACGUCUGCUACAUCAAACACAACAAGACACAAGAGGACGCACAGGGGCUGCUUUUGGCUGAUCAAAGUGCCAGCAGUCACAAAGUACCUGUAGACGAUGACUCCAGCGGAGCUGCUUGCUUGAAAGCAGCAUGAGAUAAUUGAGGACUACCAUACUAAUCGCUUAUUCUAACUUUUUCUGUUUGGCGCUGAUGAAAAUGUCCUUGUGUCAGUUGACUGACAGGGUUGCAGUGCUGUUCUAGCCCAGUACAUAGCCAGUAGCUGAAGUGCAGACACCACAAAGGAGAUGGCUCGUCCAGGAUCAGGGUUGCUGGUGCCUGUCAAUGGGCUGGGAUACCCCCCUCAGAACCUGGCCAGGGUGGUGGUCUGGGAGUGGCUGAACGAACAUGGGCGCUGGAGGCCCUACAGUGCAGCAGUUUGCCACCAUAUUGAGAAUGUACUUAAGGGGGAUGCCCGGGGAACUGUAGUUCUGGGGCAGGUGGAUGGCCAGCUCUCUCCUUACGUCAUCGACCUGCAGUCCAUGCACCAGUUUCGACAGGACACAGGCACCAUGAGACCAGUGCAGAGGAACUUCUACGAGCCGUCGUCUGCCCCAGGGAAAGGCGUGGUGUGGGAGUGGGAGAACGACAACGGCUCGUGGACGCCUUAUGACAUGGAGAUCUGUGUGACCAUCCAGAACGCCUACGAGAAGCAGCACCCCUGGCUUGACCUGACCUCUCUGGGCUUCUGCUACCUCAUCGACUUCAACAGCAUGUGUCAGACCAACAGGCAGAGCCAGCGCAAGCGACGCCUGCGGAGACGCAUGGACCUGGCCUACCCGCUCAUCAUGGGUUCCAUCCCCAAGUCGCAGUCCUGGCCUGUGGGAGCCAGCUCCGGUCAUCCCUGUUCCUGCCAGCAGUGCAUCCUGGUCAACAGCACGAGAGCCGCCUCUAAUGCUAUUCUGGCCUCUCAGCGGCGUAAGCUAUAUGGAGGGACAGCGGGCAACCCGGGUGCUACAGGAACCCUCACUAUAGUGCGGCAGAGCAACACCUUUGCUGGAACCUCCCUCUGGUCUCAAACAUCCGCGUCCUCCACCACCAACAACAAUAACAUAAGUGUGGGAGGUGGGCAAGCCAAAGCUGAACAGGUGCAGUUGCCACUGUCCACUGCCAACUUCCCCUGUUCCCCCGUGAUGCCGUCUCUUUCAUCCACCCAUGGCCACCAUGCUCUCACCAUCAACGGACAGAACAACUUGAACCGGCCGGGCACCCAGCGCAUUUCCAUGGGCACUGCCAGAGGAGCCAUCCCACCAGGGGUUCCUGCCCUCCCAGUAAAGAACCUGACUGGAUCUGGACCAGUGCACCCAGCACUAGCAGGUAUGACAGGUAUCCUGAUGUGCGCUGCAGGUCUGCCGGUUUGCCUGACUCGGGCCCCCAAGCCCAUACUGCACCCACCACCCAUCAACAAGAGCGACAUGAAGCCUGUGCCAGGGAUCAAUGGCAUGCGCCGCAAAACCAAGAAAAAACACCUGAGGAGAGGGAAAAACCCAGAGGACGUGGUGCGAAGGUACACUGAGAAGAUUAAAGUGGUGCCAGAUGAGGACUGUACCAUCUGCAUGGAGAGGCUGGUCAUGUCAUCGGGCUAUGAAGGCGUCCUGCAGCACAAAGGCAUCAAGCCAGAGCUAGUGGGCAAACUUGGCAAGUGUGGGCACAUGUACCAUCUGCUGUGCCUGGUGGCCAUGUACAACAAUGGCAAUAAGGAUGGCAGUCUUCAGUGUCCAACAUGCAAAACCAUCUAUGGGGAGAAAACAGGCACCCAGCCUCCUGGGAAGAUGGAGUACCAUGUCAUCCCCCACUGCCUGCCCGGGUACCCAGACUCCAAGACCAUCCGCAUUGUCUACGACAUUCCUGCCGGGAUCCAGACCAAUGAGCACCCCAGCCCCGGGAAGAAGUUCAGUGCAAGAGGGUUCCCUCGACACUGCUACCUCCCUGACAAUGAGAAGGGCAGGAAGGUGCUGAAGCUGCUGAUCAUGGCCUGGGACCGACGCCUCAUCUUCACCAUCGGCACGUCCAGCACCACGGGCGAGUCGGACACGGUGGUGUGGAACGAGAUUCACCACAAGACAGAAUUCGGCUCCAACCUGACCGGCCACGGCUACCCCGACCCCAACUACCUGGACAACGUCAUGACAGAGCUCUCGGCCCAGGGGGUCGGCGAGGACAACCUGAAGGACUGAUGGCCAGCUGAGCUGGUACACAGAAACACAACCCACCAUGCCCCGCUGUCUCCCAGAGAAUACACUGCAUGACGGGCCAACAUGCAGGCAACAACUCUUUACUCCCCACAAACAAAAAUAUCCUGCAGGAGUGGUGGCACAAGAGCAAUGGAAGCAAAAUAAAUGAUGUGGUUAUGAUCAAUGUAUUGAUUUGUUAAACCUAAAAUUUCCCCCCUGCUGUCUCUUGAUCCAUGCCUUGAGCAAUUUGUGUUCAUGCCAAAAUUGUCUCAGAGGGUUGAAGAAUGUAAAGACAAGGUGAGAUUUUUGUCUUGAUGUUGGUAGCUGCAGGUAAAUGGUAUUUAACCCCUUUUAGAUUCAAAUUGAAGCUGUUCCUCUGCACUUAGAGUAAAAUGAUGAGGGGCCAAACUAUACAAAGGCAUAUUUGAAAAUGCUAAACUCGAGAAUGCAUGGCCCAGACUAACGCUGCAUAAUGAAUGUCAGGAGAAUAUCUUCAAUAGGGUGAGGUGUCGAUAGAUCAGUUGUUUGAUAUUGUGAAGAGAAAUUUAAGAUAAUUUCAGCAUUCUGAAUUAAUCCAAAUUACUCGAUUUUUUUUGCUUCCCCCUUUUUCUCUAAUAAUUAAUUACUGACCCGUAACAAGUGGUGAAACUUGGUUUUGUGAUUUGAAGGAGAGGAUUUUGGCUUUUUGUGAUGUGUCUGUAAAGUUGCACUGAGCGUCUCUGACAUUUUCCACUUUUGAUACCUCAGGUCAGUUGUUCUGUAAAAUGGAAGUGUGUUCCGUGGUGCAUGAAAUAGAUUUCAGAGAGCUAAAGACUACGAAAUAUUAGUGUUUGGUAAUAAACGUAUGUUGUAUGGUUAACCUUGUGGACUGUCUAUGAGAGGAGACGUGAAAUAGAUGAAACGAGCAUCUUACCAGUCAGUUUGAUGCUUGUUACGAGGCAUUGUAACUUCAAAGGCUGAGGUUGUGAAGUGGGAUUUGCUACGCUCCAAGGUUUAACUCAUUUGUUUUGUUGACACACUGAUGACCCUGACCUCUCUGAAUAUAAAGCCUGCAUUAUUUUUCUCCCUUGUUGGAGCAAACCCAGGUGUUGGCACAAUCCAUCAUGCUGACCAUACAUAAGGGGUGAGUCUGUGAUUGUGUGCUCUGAGGUAUUAAUAUGCUGGCUUUGAGUCCUUGAGGAGAGAAGCUGAACACGCUCCUCACAGAUGGACGUUCCUCUUUCAAACACCAACAGUUUUCCCUUGGGGAUGCCUUUUGGGCUGCAUUGGGCUCCACUGCCUGUAUAGUGAACAUUGAAACAUCUCAUUCCCUGUGUGAGUGCACUCAGAGUUGUUAUGGCCGAUCCUGAUGUAUGGCCUCGCCCCCACUUACAUCCUCCUCCUCCUCCUCCUCCUCCUCUUUCAUUCUAGGAACCAUGCAAAUGUUGGUCUAGUAUGUAGUUGGCUUGGAACAAAUUUUUUCUACACUCCCCUCAGAUUUUAUGCCUGUGAGCUAAAGACUUUUUGAAGGUGCUUGGAGAUGUUUCUUCACUCUGAGAUAAAAGAUAACCCAGUGCUGCAUAAUUCUCCAUAAAUAUAUCUGAUCAAUUUUAAUGAGCGGGGGUGUUGAUGCAAGGUUUAUCGUGUGGGCACCCAGCUGUGAGCUUAAUUUUGGAGUGAAUCAUAGUCUUCCAUAGCACUUUGAGGCAACAGUUUUGUUUAAUCAGUCGUUUAAUUUUUAGGAAAAUGUCUUAAAUUGCUAACUAAACCUGUCUUUUUUUUAAGUUGAUGUUUAUAAACUGGCUUGCAAUGCUUUGAAAAAUAUAUAUGAUAUACAUUUGCAGAUGUGAUAUACCUUUAAAUUCAAGCUCAAUUUGAGUCGAUGGUGUACGUUUAAUUUAUUUUUAUACUCUUCUAUAUAGAAAAUAUAAAGACUGGCCCACAUAUCUAUACACAGGCACAUGUUAACAUGAAUACAUAAAAUCUGGCAAAGAUGAAUUUGUCAGUAUGUCAGGGACUGUUGACAUGUUAUGGACGUCUUAUAUUACAAGUAGUCUUAGCGUAUGCUGCUGUCGUUACCUUAAUGUAGAAUCUGUGUAGUUGAUUCCCUGUGGGACUCCCAAUAAAUACAGUAAAUGUGUCUUUAUUAUUGGUGGCGGAGCUUUAGCAGCAUGACAACGACAGUUCCCUCCAAAUGGGCCAUUUCUCUUUUUCUACUUGUCCAGAUCAUGGGAAUGGAUGCAGUCAGCAAUCUUUGUUCAGUUUGAGGGUGAAAACAACACGCCUGGGUUAAACAGAAGCUACAAAUAAUUAUUGGAGUUUGUUUUAGCUAACUGGAGCAACAGAUUGAUGGGAUUUACCUCAGUCAGUUGUCUAAGUAGGCUACACAGAAUUUAAAAGAUUUUAAAGGCCCUGUAAACCUAUUAUCUUUAACUAUGUCCUUACUUUAUUACUAGGUCUUACAUGAACACUCAAUACAAUUUUCUUGUAAAGUUAGAACAAUUUUGGUUAUUUUACAUGAGAUUUUUUAAUCUCGUUGAAUCUCUGAAGCUAGCUAGCAAUGUACUGCUAGCAAUGUACUGCUAGCUAGCUACAAACGUUAGCUGUAAUUUAUCUCUUUUAGUGGUAAAUGCUUGUAAAAGAAAUAGCUAAGGAUGAUUUUUCAAACAUUAGCUUUGAUUGCUGCUUAUUUAGUCAUACUUUAAUGUUAUAAAUACCUUUAAACCACAUUUUCAGGGGCUUUGAACUACUUUUCUGUGUUAAACGUCAACUGUCUAGCACCUGCACAGGCUAAAACAAACCACUAAAAGUAUUUGUAAGUGUGAUUUUGACCCAGGUGUUGAAAACAGUCAUUGUUUGGCUUGUUCCAUCUCAAGAUUUCUCCUUCACAACCUUUUUGACUCCCUUUAUACGGGACAGCAACAGAGAAUGCUUCCAAUCUAUCAGGGAAUUUUUUUCCAUGUUGAGUGAAGGUUCAUUAACCAGAGAAAUCCAAAUGCUUGCUUCUUCAACUUUUCCGUUCCAUGUGUCGGCCUUGUAGUAUUAACGAUGCAGGCCCUUUAGACUUUUCAGGUGUGUUCAGACUUAUAUGGGAAUGAUGAACAAAACAUGGUUUGGUAUUUGUCUGAUUAAGAAAGAGAGAGAGAUGGUGUUUAUGCAAUUUACUAUUUUUAAGAUCUAAUACAUGAUUUAUGUGUAGCAAGAAGGCAGAUUUUUUGACAACGGAUGUUUUCUUUAUGGGGUGCCUAGCUCCAGGUUUCUAAACAAGGGGGUCACGCUGCGAGGAAGUUCACAUGCUAUGUAUUAGAAAACAUAUAUUUUUGAUGUCUUUUUUUGAAUGAUCAUUGUCUCUAAAAGAACUAUUACAUAACAUUGCUGUAUUACUCUUAUUAAGAUUCAUUCCAUACUACUUUCCAUGUGAUUAGAUGUGGGAUAAGGGAUGAAAUCACUUUGUCCUAGCAUAUGAAUUAUUUACAAUUGUGCUCUCUCAUAGUGUCAACUGCAAACUGUACUUCUCUCUCUAAAUGAUACCUUAACAUUUUGUGUGGAUAUACUGUAUGUUUGCAUCUGUUUGUCUGUGCGAGUGUGUGCGAAUGUGUGCCGAGUGUGCAUCUAGUAAACAAAUCUUAGGUUCAUGUCCUUUAAAGAUACAGUAAUGUUCUCCUAGAGGUGCAUGUUAACCAAACUGUGAGCAAGUUUAUUGAUAAUGCAUAGCUUUUUGCGUAUGAAAACAUCAUAGCUUCUUUAGAAACAUCACCCAGGUCUUCUGGUGAUUUAGCACUGUGGUUUUGCAUCUUACUCCAGUUAGUUAGAAAGGUUUUUUCCUCUAUCGGGUUUGAUUUACACAGAUGGGGACGAGACAGCGUUUGGCUGCUCUCCUCACUCUUUUGUCAACUUGUAAAACAUCUGAAUGUUUUGCAUUUUAAGUGCCCAUUUUAAUUGACAUUUUCAAAUCAUGAUUUCUGUGGUUUGUUUCUCUUCAGCAGUGUCUACAUAUUGCUAUUUAAAAUGGUUCACAAAGAGAAACUGAGAUCAACUAAAAGCAAGAUAUUGAGAGACAUUGAUUAAACUAUAAAGGGCUUCUUAAUCUAUCGGUCUUUAUUGAAUUGUGAUGACCUUGUUGCAUGUUUGUGUGUUUCUUGUGGAAAAAUAAAUGUGCCCUCAACAAGGGUAGUUUGUUUGA
Siniperca chuatsi (mandarin fish) is the source of this 12987-nucleotide messenger RNA. Its product is annotated as E3 ubiquitin-protein ligase DTX1-like. Gene Ontology annotation, cellular component: nucleoplasm. The transcript has 10 exons. The record is from RefSeq and is a predicted model, not a curated record. Bases 6900 to 8828 code for a protein of 642 amino acids. Gene Ontology annotation, biological process: protein ubiquitination; Notch signaling pathway. Gene Ontology annotation, molecular function: zinc ion binding; ubiquitin protein ligase activity. NCBI's taxonomy places the organism in Eukaryota, Metazoa, Chordata, Actinopteri, Centrarchiformes, Sinipercidae.